Meloidogyne enterolobii is the source of this 927-nucleotide messenger RNA. NCBI's taxonomy places the organism in Eukaryota, Metazoa, Nematoda, Chromadorea, Rhabditida, Meloidogynidae. The record is from the annotation of a GenBank genome assembly.
AUGGGAGAAAAACCUGAGCAAUGUCGAAUAUUAGUCACUGGCGGUUCAGGCCUAGUUGGUAAAGCUAUUGAAAAGGUAAUUACUAGUGGAGAGAAAAAAGCCAAUGAAGAAUGGUUUUUUGUUGGGUCUCGAGAUUGUGAUCUGACAGAUUUGGAGCAAACUCGGAAACUUUUUGAGAAGAUCAAACCAACCCACGAUAUUUCUCAAAAUGUACUAAAAUGUUGCCACGAAACCGGUGUCCAAAAGUGUGUUUCUUGCCUUUCUACGUGUAUUUUUCCUGAUAAAACUACAUAUCCAAUUGAUGAGACAAUGAUACACAAUGGAGCACCACACGAAAGCAACUUUGGGUAUUCAUAUGCUAAACGGAUGAUCGAUGUCCUGAAUCGUGGCUAUGCACAGGAACAUAACAGAAUGUACACUUCCGUAGUCCCUUGCAAUGUUUUCGGAUCACACGACAACUAUAAUUUAGGUAACUCAUUUUUUGAUGACAAAUCAAAAUUUUUUAUAGAAAAUGCUCAUGUAAUCCCUGCACUCAUACAUAAAUGCUAUUUGGCCAAAAAAGAAGGGACACCUUUGACAGUUUUUGGCUCAGGGAAACCACUACGCCAAUUUAUAUUUUCUGACGAUUUGGCUCGUCUAUUUAUUUGGGCACUUCGUGAUUAUCAGUCAAUCGAGCCAAUAAUUCUCUCGGUCGGGGAAGAGGAUGAGGUGACUAUUAAAGAUGUCGUUAAUGGAAUUGUCAAGGCAAUGGAUUUUACGGGUGAAGUAAUUUAUGACACAAGCAAAGCUGAUGGCCAAUUUAAGAAAACGGCCUCCAACAAAAAACUCCGCUCCUUUUUGCCUGAUUUUAAAUUCACUCCUUUUGAGAAAGCCAUAGACGAGUCAGUUAAAUGGUUUGUGGAUAAUUACGAAAAAGCAAGGAAGUAA